GCUCCCUAAGGGCAGGAACCUUUUCUUUUUGUCUGUUGUUCAUGAUGUGCCUCAGGACUUAGAACACUGGUGGUAUCUGGCACCCUGGACACCCAACAAAUAGCAAACAAGCUUUUGUUUUAGGUGUCUAGUAGUCAUACUUUGCUGGACUGAAGGAGCUGGGCCCCAUUUGUGCAGCCCUCGGGCUGUGCAGUCAGAGCACACCCAGUCCUCCUGACUCCAGGAUAGUUUUCUAUCCAGCUUUCUGCCCAGGGCAGAGGGGUGGGUAUGGUGAUGUCACAUCUGCAUAACAUCCUCACAGCUGCACCUUCUGUCUUGCAGGGGGAGCUGAUCACUUUCUAUUACUACUGGAAGAAGACUCCUGAAGCAGCCAGCUCCCGAGCCCAUCGUCGGCACCGUAGGCAAGCCGUGUUCAGGAGGAUUAAGACUCGCACUGCAUCCACCCCUGUCAACACGCCUUCCAGACCCCCCUCUAGUGAAUUUUUGGACCUGAGUUCAGCCAGCGAGGAUGACUUUGACAGUGAAGACAGCGAGCAGGAGCUGAAGGGGUACGCCUGCCGUCAUUGCUUCACCACUACUUCCAAAGACUGGCACCACGGGGGCAGGGAGAACAUCCUACUCUGCACUGACUGCCGCAUCCACUUCAAGAAGUACGGGGAGCUACCGCCCAUUGAGAAGCCUGUGGACCCCCCACCGUUCAUGUUCAAGCCUGUCAAGGAGGAGGACGAUGGGCUCAGUGGGAAACAUAGCAUGAGGACACGGCGGAGUCGGGGCUCGAUGUCUACACUACGCAGUGGUCGCAAGAAGCAGCCUGCCAGCCCUGAUGGUCGCACCUCACCCAUCAAUGAAGACAUCCGCUCCAGUGGUCGGAACUCCCCCAGUGCUGCCAGCACCUCCAGCAAUGACAGUAAAGCAGAGACAGUGAAGAAGUCAGCCAAGAAAGUGAAGGAGGAAGCCUCGUCCCCUCUUAAGAGCACCAAGCGCCAGCGGGAGAAAGUGGCCUCUGAUACAGAGGAGGCUGAUAGGAUCAGCUCCAAGAAGACGAAAACCCAGGAGAUCAGUCGGCCCAAUUCACCAUCUGAAGGCGAAGGAGAAAGUUCGGAUAGUCGCAGUGUCAAUGACGAGGGUAGCAGUGACCCCAAAGACAUCGACCAGGACAAUCGCAGCACGUCCCCCAGCAUCCCCAGCCCUCAGGACAAUGAGAGCGACUCGGACUCAUCAGCCCAGCAGCAGAUGCUGCAGGCCCAGCCCCCAGCCUUGCAGGCUCCCAGUGGGGCUGCCUCAGUUCCCUCUGCAGUCCCUUCAGGAGCACCUCAGCUCCCCACCUCAGGCCCCACGCCCUCUGCCCCUGUAGUCCCUCCCCAGGGGUCCCCUGCAGCCUCACAACCCACUAGCCAGCCACAGGCUUCUGUGGCACCUGCUGCUCACACCCAUAUCCAGCAGGCACCUACCCUGCACCCACCACGGCUGCCCUCCCCUCAUCCUCCACUGCAGACCUUGACAGGGCCAGCUGGCCAGACCUCAGCACCUCCUCACACCCAGCCCCCAUUGCACAGCCAGGCCACAUCUGGCCCUCACAGCCUGCAGACUGGGCCCCUGAUGCCGCACCCAGGCCCCCCUCAGCCCUUUGGCCUACCUCCCCAGGCCUCCCCAGGCCAGGCCCCUCUGGGGACCUCCCCAGCAGCAACUCACCCUCACACAGCCCUGCAACUCCCAGCCUCUCAGACAGCAUUGCAGCCCCAGCAGCCCCCAAGGGAACAGCCCCUGCCACCUGCGCCCUUGGCUAUGCCACAUAUCAAACCCCCACCCACCACCCCCAUCCCCCAGCUUCCUACGCCACAGGCUCACAAGCACCCACCUCACCUCUCAGGGCCCUCGCCCUUCUCCAUAAAUGCCAACCUGCCACCCCCACCAGCCUUGAAGCCCCUCAGCUCGCUGUCUACACACCACCCACCCUCUGCACACCCCCCGCCCCUGCAGCUUAUGCCCCAGAGCCAGCCCUUGCCCUCCUCCCCUGCCCAGCCCCCUGGGCUAACCCAGAGCCAGAACCUGCCCCCUUCUGCCACCUCACACCCACCUUCCAGCCUCCACCAGGUGCCCUCUCAGCCCCCAUUUUCUCAGCACCCCUUUGUUCCUGGAGGCCCUCCUCCCAUCACCCCUCCUUCCUGCCCCUCCACCUCCACCCCACCUGCGGGACCCAGCAACUCAACCCAGCCACCCUGCUCUGCUGCUGUUCCUUCAGGAACCAGUGUCCCUGGGGGUGCAUCUUGCCCGCUCCCCACAGUCCAAAUUAAGGAGGAGGCUCUGGAUGAUGCUGAAGAGCCUGAGAGCCCUCCUCCACCCCCCAGGAGCCCAUCCCCUGAGCCCACAGUGGUGGACACCCCCAGCCAUGCCAGCCAGUCUGCCAGGUUCUACAAACACCUGGACCGGGGUUACAACUCGUGUGCACGGACAGACCUGUACUUCAUGCCUCUGGCCGGAUCCAAACUAGCGAAGAAGAGGGAGGAGGCCAUUGAGAAGGCCAAACGGGAGGCUGAGCAGAAAGCCCGAGAGGAAAGGGAGCGGGAGAAAGAGAAGGAGAAGGAGCGAGAACGCGAGCGUGAGCGGGAACGAGAAGCAGAACGUGCAGCUCAGAAGGCAUCUAGCUCAGCACAUGAAGGACGCCUUAGUGACCCCCAGCUCAGUGGUCCUGGCCAUAUGCGGCCCUCCUUUGAGCCACCACCAACUACAAUUGCCGCUGUUCCCCCGUAUAUUGGGCCUGAUACACCUGCCCUCCGGACAUUGAGCGAGUAUGCUCGGCCUCAUGUCAUGUCACCCACCAACCGCAACCACCCUUUCUACAUGCCCCUCAACCCCACCGAUCCCCUGCUGGCCUACCACAUGCCUGGCCUCUACAAUGUUGACCCCACCAUCCGGGAGCGGGAGCUCCGGGAGCGAGAGAUCCGGGAGCGCGAGAUCCGGGAACGUGAAUUGCGAGAGAGGAUGAAGCCAGGCUUCGAGGUGAAGCCCCCUGAGCUUGACCCCCUGCACCCAGCCACCAACCCCAUGGAGCAUUUUGCCCGGCACAGCGCCCUCACCAUCCCCCCUGCAGCUGGCCCCCACCCAUUCGCCUCUUUCCACCCGGGCCUGAAUCCCUUGGAACGGGAGAGACUGGCCCUGGCAGGCCCUCAGCUGCGGCCUGAGAUGAGCUACCCGGACAGACUGGCGGCUGAGCGCAUCCACGCUGAGCGCAUGGCGUCCCUGACCAGUGACCCUCUGGCACGACUGCAGAUGUUCAAUGUGACUCCACACCAUCACCAGCACUCCCACAUCCACUCCCACCUCCACCUCCACCAGCAGGACCCCCUCCAUCAAGGUUCAGCAGGCCCAGUUCACCCUCUGGUUGACCCCCUGACUGCUGGCCCUCACCUGGCUCGCUUCCCCUACCCUCCUGGCACCCUCCCCAACCCUCUACUUGGACAGCCCCCCCAUGAGCACGAGAUGCUGCGUCAUCCAGUUUUUGGCACCCCCUACCCCCGAGACCUGCCUGGGGCCAUCCCACCCCCUAUGUCAGCAGCCCACCAGCUGCAGGCCAUGCAUGCCCAAUCGGCCGAGCUGCAGAGACUGGCCAUGGAGCAGCAGUGGCUACACGGACACCCCCACAUGCAUGGUGGUCACCUACCAAGUCAGGAAGAUUACUACAGUCGACUGAAGAAAGAAGGUGACAAGCAGUUAUAAGUUAUUUAUUUGUUAAUGCUGGCUGUGGAAACCCCAGUUCUUGGGGGCAGAGACAGGACUUUUUACAUACACUAGUAGCUGCAAAUGCAAAAAGGAAUAUCUUCUAAAGAUUUCUUUAUAUAUUUAAAAACCCCACAACUAAAAAUGUAUCUGAAUAAUAGUGUUCGUUUGUCGAGAGGAUUUCCUGAGACUGGUUUGGCUCUCCCUGCAUGACAGUCCCCCAGAAACUUAGUGAGUCCUGGACUGGACCGAACACCCAGAAAACUUCCCCUGCAAUCUUGGGGUUUGGCUUUAGCUUUUUUUUCCCCUUGAUUUCUCACUAGGUGCUAGAAUCGGCUCAUACCCUUCACUGUGCGUGCAGACACACUUGAGUCAUGGGUUCAAGAACCCAUGAGGUUUGCAGAUAGGCGGCAUAUGAGUUUGGAAUCCGAGAGCUAUAAUUUUUAAAAGAUCUUUUAUUUUAAUACAUUGUAGGAAAUCUUCAUAAUUUGAGAAAGUUCUGCAGCAUGGCUUUUUACAUCUGUAAAUAAGUAAUUUUAGAACAGCCUUUUUUUCCUUCCACAAACGACUAUUCUGAUCUAUUUUUUUCCAGCCAUGUCACUAAUUGUGAAUUCCUACCAGCUAUUGUCAGAAUACAGAGUUGAUUUUUUAAUAAAAAGUUAUAUAUAAUUAUCCCUUUAAUUAAAGGGAGCACAUGGGCGUUAACUAAUUGCAAAUGGGCAGGAGCAUGGGACUAGGUUUGAUCACAGCAGCAAGCAUCCAGGGGUUUGCAGGACAAUGUUACAGGCUCUUUAUUUUGCUGCUUUGAUUUCGCUUCUGUCUGUUCUUCACAUGUGCUUUGCAGCCACAGACGUGUUGGAGCGAGCCUCCUUCAUUAUGCACAGGAGUUCAGUGUUGAGUUUCUGUUCCCACUGUCACUGUUGUGCUGUUUCUGUGGGAUAGAAAGCACAUGUUUAUGUGUGUCUGAUGGUAGAUUCCUUUAGAGUUGAAUGCACACACAUCUAUUCAAAUCUGGAUAGAUUGCCUUUUUUAAUACUCUGAAAAUUUCAUAAACAGUCUAGAGAAUUUUAAGAAAAUUCCAUAUAGACAGCUCAGCACGUGACAGACCCAGGAUAUAUCUUGCCAAAGGAAUCUGUUAGAUAUCUGCCCUUUCACUUGGAUUUUGUGGUAAGGACCAAGCCAAGUCAUCCUUACCACAGACUGAUGCUGCUUCAGAGUGAGGACACCCUAGGGUUAGGUCAGCAUGCUUGUGGAUAUGGCCGGUUCAUUGUGACCCACAUCUGAGUGGGAAACCUCUCCUGGAGGUAGGAGAGUCAGAAAGCAGGUGCCCCAGGAAGCCCCACUCUGUAGGAGGUCAGGCCCUUCAGGGGCAGAGCCUGCUCCUCCGUAUUGGGCUUUCUUUGGAGGCAAGGGUGCACCUGUUGACCAAGCCUUCUGCCAGGACAGAAUCUUCUUCCCAUCCUCCUCUCUGACUCUUGAGGGCCAGUUCUGCUGUUGUAUGUGGUGGUCACAUCUGGGAAUUACCAGAUAAUCAGGGACCACCCUGUGGGUCAGUGGAUUAAGACAUGUGUCCAGGCCCCAGGCCCCACAGGGCAGAAGAGGCUUGAUAGCUGACCUAGUGUCCAUUCAGCUUCAGGCUCUGGACUCAGGCCUUUAACAAGCCUACUCCUCGCUCCACGAACACGAUUGGCUUUGCUUGGGACAGAUUGGAUCAUUUUGUCUGUUGAAAAUGUUUCUAGUUUUGUUUUUGUUUUCUUUAUUUUCUCAUUCCAUUUCUGCCUUAACUUUAGUUCCUUAGGAAAGGCAAGCUCAAAUUCUUUACCAGCAAACUGCUGGCCGCUUUGGCAUGGAGGCUGUUGUUUCCUUCUAGGGGUGGCAGUGUACCAUCCAGGUGCUGUGCCUUCAGCUUCUCUGGCUCUGAGGAAGCCUCUUUUCACUGGGCACUGUAUGAGCAGGCACUUCUUGCCCCAUGCCACCACCUAUCCCUCCUUUUUUCCUCUCUCUCCCCCUCCCUCCCGUCCCCUCCCCUCCUCUCCCUUCCCUUUCCUUCUCCUUCUCCUCCCACCCCCUUCCUCCCUCCUUCCCCCCCUUAAACUGGAUCUACCAUUUGGUUAAACCUUUAUCUUUAUUACCCACUUUUCCAAAGAGAAAGAGUGAAGUACUUUGAAGUCUGUACUUGAAAUUUGUCUGAAGGUGUUUCUUUGUUACGUUUUUGGUUUCUUCCCAUAUCCCAAGGUGAAGCACUGAGAUUCUUCCCUUUAAAUAAACCCAUAACCUGAACCCCUCACCUGAUCAACUACAGUGUGUUAGGAGGCCCCAGACCUUGGUGAUGUCUUUGAAGCCCAGCCCAACAGCUUGGUUUCCCUUUGGAUUUUCCUUCCUUUCAUUUGAAGUUUCAUUUUGCUUUCUGUGUUUUGUACGUACCUUGUUCAGUGUUGUCAAGGUUGAGCUUCAUGUCUCACUGCAGCAGAAGCAAAGCAGAGUGUACAUUCUGAUUUGCUAGGUUUCUAUAUAUCUUGAAGCUAAGUGUAUAUAUGAGUAGUUUCCAUGAGAUAACACAGUGUAAACAGAGUAGACACCCAGAAAUCGUGACUUCUGUGUUCUCUCCAUUUGAGUAUUUUGUAAUUUUUUUGAGAUAUUUGUGAACAUAAAUAAAACCAAGCUACACUACAACACUGGGUGUGGACUGGCUCAGUGUCUCAUUCCUGGAGAGAGGGUGGGUCCUGAUUUAAGUCCUCCAGGGUAGGGAAGGGCCAAGGGCAGACUGCUGUUACCGCCGCUGGGGACCCAAAGUGGCUUCCAGAAAGACACGUCUCCGCUAUCCGCAAGGAAGGGUUUCUUUAGUGAGUCCUCUUGCUCCUGGAGACCGCUUCCCAGGCAGGAAAAUUGGGACCAAGAUUACCACCCCCACCAGCUGCCACUGCUCACCCCCACACCUCUCAUUUGUGGACAUCCACUGGAACGUACAAAUACAUGGCUGUUUUCCUAUUUAGGGGACAGUGGCUUCCUGCUCCUGCCUGUUCACCUGCCUUGUCUCCUCACUACGCCAGUCUCAGGUGCCAUACAGGUUAAAGAUGCAUCCUAAUGUUCCAUGGAAGUCUACUCAGGAAAGGUGCCAUGGGUGACCUGCAAGGUGUGGUUAUGGCCACAAGGGGGCAGUAGUUGCAGUGGAUUCCUGCUUUGGUUUCAGAGACUGUCCAGGGCAUUUUCCUGAAACUUCUAAUACGUCCCUGGAAAUUUAUACACUUGCCUUUUCAUCUGGGACAUGGCCAAGAGUUCUUUGUUUUGAGAGACAGGAAAGAGUUUCCAGAGAGCUGGCUAUUAGUGAACUGCCCUUCAGUCAGGCAGGGGCUGCCUACUCAGGGCAUGAGAAGGCAAUGCCAGAUAGGCCGUCAAGGUCAUUUGUGUGUCCUCAGGUAGCUUGGGUGACCAGGGUUUAGGGAUAGGCCUGCAAGCCAGCCAGGGAGGCCCAGGCUGCUGACAUCUGGGCCUUGCAUGAAAAAGAGGGAUUGGGACAGCUAGGGGUGCAGAGCCAGAUGGUGAGUGGCUGGAAUCCAGGUGGCCUCUUGCCCCAUCUCUUGCCCUGCUGCACUGUAUGAAGUUCUUAGUUCAUAGGCUGGUUAGACAGUUAAGACUUAAGUGUCUGAGUGAGUGCACGGGUUAUGCUGCAGAAAAGGCCUUCAUCAAGAACUGAUACACUAUCACAGAAACUGGGGGCUUACAGAGACGCUCAAGUGAUAGAGGGCCUACCUAGCAAGUGUGAAGCCCUGAGUUCAAAUCCCAGUCCCACCAAAGGAAAGAAAAGAAUCUAUCAUGGAAAUUGGUACAGCCACUAUGGAAAACAGUAUGGUGGUUCCUGUACACACUAAGAAUAGAACUGUCACAUGACCAGCAGCCCCACUAUGGGGUGUAAUCCAAAGGCAGUGAGGUAUUAGUAUUGCCAGGAGAGAUGCCAGCAUUCCUGUGUCCAAUUGCAGCACUGUUCACAAUAGCCAAGGAAUCAGCCCAGGUAUCUGAUGGAUAAAUUAUUAUACAUCUAUUUGUGUGUAUGAAUAUAUAUAUAUAAUAUAUAGGGGAAUACUAUUCAGCCAUAAAAAUGAAGUCCUGCCAUUUGCAACAACAUGGAUGGAAAUGGAAAGACAUUAAGUGAAAUAAGCCAGGCACAGAAGGAAAAACACCAUCAUGAGUUCUAAUUCGGUAAAGCUGAAGAAGUCU
Messenger RNA from Castor canadensis (American beaver), 7932 nucleotides. The record is from RefSeq and is a predicted model, not a curated record. NCBI's taxonomy places the organism in Eukaryota, Metazoa, Chordata, Mammalia, Rodentia, Castoridae.